AUGGCAUUGGCCUUUGUCGCCCCAGUGGGACCAGGCCUGCGGAGCCCUUCUGCGCCUGUGCAUGCCGCACGGACCCCCGCGGCAUCGUUGGCACCCCAGCUGCCGGUCACAUUCGGUCUGGCGGCCGGCACAGCCUUCGUUGCUGUGAAGGCCGCAACAACCCGUGGCCCUCGUCGCAGCCGCGUCGCCCGGCGUGGCUGGGGUGAUGAUGUCACCUUCUACGAGGCUUCAGUGGCUUCCAAUGUGGAGGCGGCAGAAGGUCUCCGACUGAUCUCCGUAACUGCGGGAGAGGAUGUGUCGAAGCCAUACCAGCGCGGUGGGCAGUUUGUACAAGCAAAGGCAGACGAUGAGGCCAAGCCAUCCUUCUACGCCAUUUCAAGCGCCCCGGGGAGCGGAGACCUCGAGUUCCUCAUCAAGGAGGCGGAGUCCAACGCCUGGAUCACCGAAGCCAAGGCCGGCGAUCUGGUGAAGCUAAGCCCAGCCAUGGGCAAAGGCUUCGACGUAGGCUGCGAAGCCUGGAAGGAGGGCGGCGUCAAGCAGGUGAACAUCUUCGCCACCGGCUCCGGUGUCGCACCGAUGAGGGCAGUCAUCGAGUCCGACGCUUUGAAGGGCAAGACAUGCCGCCUCUACUAUGGCGCAAGGACUGAAUCAGGAAUGGCCUAUGCAGAUCGAUUUGGAGUGCUCCUGCCCCGGCCUUUGAGAAUCCGUACCGACUUGUGUGCGAAGCUGAUGGCCAUGCAAGCCAACAAUGCCGACCACCCGGCCAACUUGGCGGAUGGUUCCUUCCGAGCUGCACGAGCCUUGCAAGGCACGCUGCGAGCCAAGCAACCUGGGCAGGCCUGGUCCUUUUUGCGCAAGAUGUUGCUCGAGGCCGACCUUGAAGCAGACGCAGAGAGGCAGUUCCUGGAGGCAAAGAAACUCUGGCAGCCUUGCCGACGCUUCCUCGCAAAGAGGGGUACUCAGAAACUGGUUUUGGGCUGA
This is a messenger RNA of Symbiodinium sp. CCMP2592, 981 nucleotides long. Lineage: Eukaryota; Dinophyceae; Suessiales; Symbiodiniaceae. The record is from the annotation of a GenBank genome assembly.